AACAGUACCGGGCUUUUUUUUUAUCGCGAGUGCAAAUUUUGGUGUGAUUUCGUAAUUUAAAUAAAAGAAUCAUUAAUAAAUAAAUGAAAAUACAUAAAAAUCAUGUUAAUACCGAGAGUGCAAAACAUAAGAAGAUUGUGUGCUGCUGCCAAUACCUCGUUUUAUGUAACCACUCCCAUAUUCUAUGUAAAUGCGGCUCCACAUAUUGGACAUCUGUAUUCGGCCGUUAUAGCUGAUGCUGUAUGCCGUUAUGAGAAGAUAAGGGAUCCCGAACGGGCCCAUGUCGUAACCUUAUGCACGGGCACCGAUGAACAUGGCACCAAAGUACAACAAGCCGCCACUGCUCAUAACAUACCCGUUGAAAACUAUUGCCAAGAUAUCUCGUCCAGAUAUCGCAGCGUUUUUCAACAAGCUAUCAUACAAAACACUGACUUUGUUCGCACGACAGAAGAUCGCCAUAAAAAAGCGGUGUCGCACUUUUGGCAAACACUCAAAGAAAAAGAUCACAUAUAUUCCGAUAAUUAUGUGGGCUGGUAUUGUGUGUCGGAUGAAACAUUCUUAACUGAGUCUCAAUUACGUUUAGACGAAUCAUCAGGCCAAAGAUUUUCUUUGGAAUCAGGCCACCCCGUCGAAUGGACUGAGGAGCAGAAUUAUAUGUUCCGUUUAUCUAAAUUACAAUCUGAAGUAUUGUAUUGGCUGAAACAGGGUGAUAAGGUGAAACCUUUAAAAUUCGAAAAGAUUUUAUUCGAUAUGUUGUCUGAACCCUUGCCGGAUGUUUCGGUGUCGAGACCUGCUCACAGAGUACCAUGGGCUAUACCGGUACCUAAUGAUCCCACCCAAACAAUUUAUGUGUGGUUGGAUGCUUUAGUUAAUUAUCUGACAUCAGCCGGUUAUCCGGAUCCAAAGUUUAAAACAAAUUGGCCUCCUAAAUUGCAAGUUCUAGGAAAAGAUAUUUUGAAGUUUCAUGGAAUAUAUUGGCCCGCAUUUUUGAUAGCAGCAGGUCUAGAGCCACCACAACAGCUGUUUGUUCAUUCCCACUGGACUGUUGACGGCCAAAAAAUGUCAAAGAGCAAAAAUAAUGUGGUCGAUCCAUUAGUGGCUUCAGAAUUGUAUACCAUGGAAGGUUUGCGAUAUUUUUUGCUACGUGAGGGCGUUGCUCACAGUGAUGGCAAUUAUAGCAGCAUUAAGGCGAUGCGUAUAUUAAAUGCUGAACUUGCUGAUACUCUGGGUAAUCUUCUAUCACGUGUCUGUGCUAAAUCUCUGAAUCCCCGACAAAUUUAUCCUCGUGUCCAUACAGCACAAUUGCGCGAUAUACUAAAAACGGAUACAGCUCGUCAUUUGUGGGAUUCGUUAGAACAACUGGAUGACAAGUGCACUCAGCAUUAUAAUGAUAGGAAUUUUUAUAAGGUUGCGGAUUGCGUUAUGUCAACAUUACAUGCAGCUAAUAGUUUCUUUGAAACCUCACGUCCUUGGGAAUUGAAAUUGAAAACUAUCACCGAGAAUGAGAACAGAAUUAAAAUACCACUGCCUCAGUGUGAUGAGAAUGCCUUAAGGCUUGAAACCAUUAUGGCCAUGACAAUGGAUACUUUACGUCUGUGCGGCAUUGUGUUGCAGCCUCUGUUGCCGCAUCUCUCCACCCGACUGUUGGAUAAGUUGGGUGUGCCUUGGAAUCAGCGUUUGUGGAGAAAUCUUAAGGACCAUUUUGGUCUGGUGGCCAACAAUGUUAUAGAGCCACCCAUUGAAGGUUGUCUAUCACGUGGCGAUGCUGUGCUCUUUAAACGUAUCAAUCCGCCAGAAGAUGACGAUGAUCAGCAGCAGAAACCAUCGAAGAAAAACAGCCAAGCAAAAAAAUCAAAAGUGAAGAAAGGUUCAGAGAACAAGCAAAUUGCUCAAUAGUAGUGUUUUGCCACCAAAAGAAUAGGUCUGUAAUGAAUUUAUUUUACUGUUGCUGUUGUGUUCCUGCUUCUGAUGACCAUGAAUGACAGUUGCGUGCUAAAUAGUAACAAUCUGAUGCUUGACUUGACUGGAUGUUGGCCUCCAUUGGUUACAUGUUCUUUGCAAUUACUUACUCUUAACUGGCACGUAAUAACCCAUAGUUUGUUUUAUUUAUUUAACUCUAUUUUAUUUAAUUUAAUUUGAUUUCUUUUCCGAUAUUUUACUUUACCUUCUCGUUACUAAAGAAUAGCAUUUGUUUAUAUUUGUUAAUGUAAAGAAUCCAAACAAUAAAAUAGAAAUAAAAAUAUACAAUAAAGUGCGUGAUGCUGUUUAGUGCACGUAACUCUAAUAAAAUUUAAUUGUAUUUUACACAA
Molecule: messenger RNA, 2309 nt
Organism: Calliphora vicina (urban bluebottle blowfly)
Lineage: Eukaryota; Metazoa; Arthropoda; Insecta; Diptera; Calliphoridae
Gene: MetRS-m
Product: Methionyl-tRNA synthetase, mitochondrial
Exons: 5
Coding region: 103-1896 (597 amino acids)
Biological process (GO): methionyl-tRNA aminoacylation
Molecular function (GO): ATP binding; methionine-tRNA ligase activity
Source: RefSeq, a predicted model, not a curated record